GUAGCGCCGCACGUGACGUUCGUCGGUGGGUGGUGGGAUGGACUCCCAUUUAUUACCGAGUGAAGGGAAGUGAAGUAGUAGUAAGAAACGUAACAAUUGCCCAUCCUUUCCUUUCUCCAUUCUCCAAUCUCCACUCUCCAUAGUGUGGAAUUUUGGGCGGGGGAGCGUAAAAACCGCGAUGUUGUUGUUGGUGCGAGGGGAAGACGUUAAAAGCAGCACGAAGACGCGAACCCGGUCAAAUGGCUCGGGUCAAAACCCUAAUUUGCAGAAGCAGCCCAACCAAACUUCCAUUUACCUACACAUCUACCUGCAAGAACAGCUUUCCCAUACCCAUUCCACCCUCCAUUGCGAUACAAGUACCGAUCUCCCUCCCCCGCUACUCUUUCUUCUGAUUCUCUUCUCUCCUAUUCUUACAUGAUGAUGAAGGCGGUGGUGAUGACGAAGAUGAUGGUGCUCAAGACCUGAUGCUCAAUUCCACGAAGCGCAUGCCAGCGUUUCGGCUGAAUUGAAUUCCACAGCAGUACGACGAACAUGCUCUUCUUGUAGCCUUCGGUUACACUCAAUCAGGAGUUGGCUUUGGAGUUUACGAAAGAAAAUAAUCUUCUAUAUAUAUUUUGUUUGGAGGAAAGGGUAAAGGAUAUGGAGGGUAACUCCGGAGGAACGGACGUGGAGCUUCACUGUAAGACGCUUCAGGUGGAGCACAAGCUGUUCUACUUCGACCUCAAGGAGAAUCCCCGGGGACGUUAUCUAAAGAUUUCGGAGAAGACUUCCGCCACCAGGUCCACCAUCAUCGUCCCUUCUGGCGGCAUUUCUUGGUUCCUAGAUCUCUUCAAUUACUAUGUCAAUUCCGACGAACAAGAUGUUUACAGCAAGGAAUUGCAGCUCGACACCAAGGUGUUUUACUUUGACAUUGGCGAGAACCGACGGGGUCGGUUUUUGAAGGUAUCUGAAGCUUCUGUUAGCAGAAACCGGAGUACAAUCAUUGUUCCUGCAGGGAGUGCUCGAGAUGAGGGGUGGGCAGCAUUCAGGAACAUUUUGGUGGAGAUCAGUGAAGCAUCGCGGCUUUUGAUGAUGCCCAAUCAGCAAAAUUCUGAGGCUUCAGAGCGUCUUGUUGGCCUUUCAGAUGAUGUUGGGGCGGGCUUCAUAUCUGGACACAGUAGUCAACCUGCUGCCGCAUCUGAAUUGAAUGUAGACAGGUCGGUUGAACUCCCACCACAAGAUGAAAUUGGUAAUCUUGGGGUUUCAAAAGUGAUCAGGGCGGAUCAGAAGAGGUUCUUCUUUGAUCUUGGAAGCAACAACAGGGGUCAUUUCCUGAGGAUAUCUGAGGUUGCAGGAUCAGAUCGCUCUUCCAUCAUCCUUCCGCUCUCUGGGCUGAAGCAGUUUCAUGAAAUGGUGGGUCACUUUGUGGAGAUCACCAAGGAUCGAAUUGAGGGAAUGGGUGGCGCGAGUGUUCGGACAGUGGACCCCCCACAAAGGUGAAUUCUGAGUUCACUCUAUAAAGAAAGAGUUUGAAAGAAAGGCAGGAGUCCAGUCCCAUGGAGGGUUUUCUUAGAGCUUAUCUAGGUACGUGGAGGAGAGUGGUUUGUUUAGGGCUGCAACUUAACAUUCUCACGUUCACUCUCACUCCCACUACAUGUGUUCUGUUAUUUUGUCUGUGUCAUUCAGAAUUCAGAUUCAGUGUGGAAAUAAUCUUGCACCUCUGUCGGAUCUGCCAGAGAAGUUGGGAGUUGUUAUUUCCUGUCUAACCCUUUGAAAUAAAAAAAAAAAAAAAACUGUAUUUUCAGGUCAGACGCGGAAUAACAGGGAAAGAAAAUGCCAGAAAAUUGUACUUGUGAUUGUGACGGUGUGGUGGCUGACGUUUACAAUAAUUAAUCAUUUGUGGGGAGACGAUUCUCUUCUUA
This is a messenger RNA of Malania oleifera, 1901 nucleotides long. Its product is annotated as transcription factor Pur-alpha 1. The record is from RefSeq and is a predicted model, not a curated record. The coding region runs from base 640 to 1479 and encodes 279 amino acids. Gene Ontology annotation, cellular component: nucleus. Lineage: Eukaryota; Viridiplantae; Streptophyta; Magnoliopsida; Santalales; Ximeniaceae. Gene Ontology annotation, biological process: regulation of transcription by RNA polymerase II. The transcript has 5 exons. Gene Ontology annotation, molecular function: RNA polymerase II transcription regulatory region sequence-specific DNA binding; DNA-binding transcription factor activity, RNA polymerase II-specific; purine-rich negative regulatory element binding.